AUGAAACUUGGGAAAAUAGGACUGAACUCCAUCAUAGCUUCUGUAUACCUACUUGGAAAAAUUAGUGCUACUGGAAGUGGUGAUCUUCAGACAUCUCUGCAGGCAGCCUUCAAAGGGGCUUUACAACAAAAAGCAGAGGGUAUUACCAAUGAGGUAAACCAGCUGAAGAAUUCUGCUCUAGAUGCAAUAGAAAAUGGAGGAGGAAGAGAAGAAGGUAUAAAUCCUUUGGACAGUGGAGAUGGAAAUCAGGGCUAA
Encephalitozoon cuniculi GB-M1 is the source of this 255-nucleotide messenger RNA. RefSeq lists its product as uncharacterized. The coding region runs from base 1 to 255 and encodes 84 amino acids. The record is from RefSeq and is marked provisional. Lineage: Eukaryota; Fungi; Microsporidia; Unikaryonidae. The transcript has a single exon.